UAUAAACUCCCUUAGAAUACGGUCCAGGAAUCACGCAAUUACUAUGGAGAAAUUAACGCAGUUCGUGUCCAAGUCAUUCGAUAACAACAACAGUUUAGUGAGUGAACAGGGUAUGUCUGAAAGUAUCAUUAAAAGCGAGGAGGAUGCUGAUGCUAAGCCGCCGCCGCCGACUACUACAGCCGAUGAAGAAACCGCCAAACUUAUGAAACCGGUUGCCAAGAAUUGGUUGAUCUCCGAUAGUCCUAAGUCUACAAACAGCACCUCCGCCUCCUACGGAAUGGAUCUAAGUUUGAAUCAUCAGAACGUGAUCUACAGUUCGAGCUUGAUACUCAAUCAGACUCGUGCCUUCGAAUCCUUGCAGAAAAGCGAUAGUCAGAGACAUACCGGUUCCACAAAAGUCAAGUGGUUCGACGUUAGUGAUGUGAAAACGCCGUCGCCAAAGAACAGCUACCGCUCGACCUCCUCUUCACCCAUAGACCUCGAGGAUUCCAAGUCUUGUCCUGAGAUCGAUAAACCUGCAGAAGACACCAGUUACAACCAACAGAAAGAUUCUAGUAGUCUAUCCGUCGACAACGACAAGAAGUUAUUUAUUUUGAACGAGGAGCAAGAUAGGACGCACGAGGACACACCACUGAGACAUGGACCUUCUGCUAUCAACAUUUCGGCGAAGUCGGCCACCAAACAGAGACGAUCCAGGACGAAUUUCACAUUGGAACAACUAAACGAAUUGGAACGCCUUUUCGAUGAAACUCAUUAUCCUGACGCCUUCAUGCGAGAGGAGCUUAGCCAAAGACUUGGACUAAGCGAGGCCAGAGUUCAGGUCUGGUUCCAAAAUCGAAGGGCGAAAUGCAGGAAACAUGAGAGUCAACUACAGAAAGGUAUGAUGAUGAAUAAUCACAGUCCUCCGACGAGCACCCCUUUGGAACCCUGCAGGGUUGUACCAUACAUGAGUGUACCUGCGCUCCGAGGAUUAUCCUUGCCAAGCAGCGCUGUUGCAUUAUCAGCUUACGAUCGUUUAACACUAGGGACCUUUCCACAACCCGCCACCCCAUUCUCAGCAUUCGAUUCGGCUUUCAUCUCAGCAGCACACCAAUAUGCGGCGGCAGCAGUAUCAGUUGGCAGCGGGUCUGCAGCAAGUAUCCUCUGCCAUCCCCAAUAUCCUUUAGGCUUUGCGGCUUUGGCAGCAGCCCAUAAGAACUCGAGCAUCGCAGAUCUACGGCUGAAGGCCAGGAAGCACGCCGAGGCACUAGGCUUAGCUCCAAAGGAGAAGACCACUUAAUU
Molecule: messenger RNA, 1281 nt
Organism: Nicrophorus vespilloides
Lineage: Eukaryota; Metazoa; Arthropoda; Insecta; Coleoptera; Silphidae
Product: short stature homeobox protein-like
Exons: 5
Coding region: 44-1279 (411 amino acids)
Biological process (GO): regulation of transcription by RNA polymerase II
Cellular component (GO): nucleus
Molecular function (GO): DNA-binding transcription factor activity, RNA polymerase II-specific; sequence-specific double-stranded DNA binding
Source: RefSeq, a predicted model, not a curated record